Molecule: messenger RNA, 1020 nt
Organism: Didymodactylos carnosus
Lineage: Eukaryota; Metazoa; Rotifera; Eurotatoria; Philodinida; Philodinidae
Source: the annotation of a GenBank genome assembly
AUGCGUGCUCUGCAGGGCUCUAAUUGGCAGCGCUACCCGUUCUUUGCAAAAGAACUGGUCAUUUCGAAGUUGUCGACUAUUAUUAGCGAUCCAAGUGACCUAGCCCUGGCACUUUCCUUUCUAGCUGCUCAAGGCUCCGACAGUGUUUACAUGAAUACAUUAUGUGCACUACUCAAGGAAGACGAACGGUUUCAGUCGAUGACGCAACAGUUUCUCACAGAUAUUCAUACCUCCACAGAAGAUCCUGAAUUUAAGAAAAUUAUGACCACUAUAUGGGACUCGUAUUCAAAAGGUGAUCCUCAGGCCACCAAAGCAGUCAGCAACAGCAAUCCAAUAUUCGACAUAAAUCUUCACAAUUACUUAAAUUCGAAAGUCGCCGUCAUCAAUCUUCAACAAGCACUCCGUCUAAUUCCGUUGAAUCAACGAGGAGCAGUUAUCUCAAAAAUUCUCAAAUUAGCAGAACACAUUGCUGGACAACGUGCACUAACAUCUAAAGCACUAUCAUCACUUAGUCAAGGAGGAACUUCUUCUCGUGCUGUUACACCGGUAGCGAUUGUUGUUGUCCUCCUGUCAUGGGAAGCUCUGAAAAGUAUUUCCUCGUGGUGGAAAGGUGAAAUUAGUGGAAGAAGAUGUGUAAAACAGUUGAUUGAUGCUCUGUCGGCACUUGCAGGAGGGUAUGCUGGUGGAGCAGCUGGUGCAAUUGCGGGUACGGCUGUAUUUCCUGGUGUCGGCUCCUUAGUUGGUGGGGUUGUCGGCGGACUACUUGGCUCGAGCGGUGCUGCUGCACUUUCGAAAUGGCUUACAGAAUAUUUCUUCGAUUUACCACGGACUGCGGCUUUGGAAAAAGCGUAUAAGUUUCUAGAUUUGAAGCCGUCUUGUACGAACAGUGAGAUUAAUUCAGCUUUUAGAAGUAUGGCUCUCAAAUAUCAUCCAGACAAAGAAGGUGGCUCAGCUGAAGACUUUCAUAAGUUACAAGUAGCAGUUGCUAUUAUUAAACAGGCACGCGGAGAGGGUAUUUAA